AUGCCUUCUCGAACCGACAGGCGUGACGCCACCUCCCUCGCAGCAGCUAGUAGUAAUCUAAAACUAGAAUUCAUCCAAGGUGUACGAGGUGACAGUAUCCCCGAAGCUGCAUUUCCGCCAGGAGGAAGUGCGGAUAGCAUCAAGCAGUCCGCAGGGAUCAAAGGAAGUUGGAGAUCCCACAUGAACGCUUUACACACAAUCGUCCACGAAAAUCUCACCACUGCCCUGAUCUUCGAAGACGAUGUUGAUUGGGACAUCAGGCUUCGCCAACAAUUAGAACCGUUUGCGCGCGCUUCACGCUUGCUGACCGAAGGCUUCGACCUGUCCAUGCAUUCCCCCACCACACUCCCCAACACCGAGCCAUCCGAUAUAGGCCUACGAUUCGAAUCCUCCUCGACGACGCCACUAUCCCCCAUCAUCCACUCCCUGCCCCUGCCCCCACCCUCAUUCUCCCCCAGCACUACUCGUAGCCACUCCUCCUCUCCCUAUGGCGACCCUUCCUCCUGGGACGUCUUAUGGCUCGGCCACUGCGGCGUUGAAUUCCCCCGCCCGCCCUACUCCCAAUCCACCACCCCGUCACUCCAGAAUAUCGUCCUCACCUCGCACGACCCCACAGUCCCAGCACCGCACCACUUGCGUGCCCACCCCUUCGGGCCCCUUGAUGCCCUAGCUACCUCCCACCCCCCACACACGCGCGUCUACCACCGAGCCUCCGGCGGCGCCGUCUGCACUAUUGCCUAUGCGGUCAGCCAACGCGGCGCGCGGCGGCUGCUGCACGAGUUCGGGGUCAGGAAAUGGAGUCGUAUCUGGGACGUCGAGUUGGGUGACUGGUGUGCGGGGUCCGGGCAGGAGCGUGAUGAUCAGCGGACCUGUAUCACGGUGCAGCCGCCUAUAUUCGCACACCACCAUCCGCUGGGUGGAGCGAGUGAUAUCGGGGGUCUCGGUGGUGGGUUCGCGACCAACGUCGAGACGAAAUAUAUACGCAAGAGUGUGCGGAUGAACCUGGGGGCUUUGAUGAGCUCCGGGGGGGAUGCACGUGGGGAAGAGGCGCUCGAAGGCGUGGAUCAAUGGCCUGAUUAG
This is a messenger RNA of Lachnellula hyalina, 1080 nucleotides long. RefSeq lists its product as uncharacterized. The transcript is spliced from 2 exons. NCBI's taxonomy places the organism in Eukaryota, Fungi, Ascomycota, Leotiomycetes, Helotiales, Lachnaceae. Bases 1 to 1080 code for a protein of 359 amino acids. The record is from RefSeq and is a predicted model, not a curated record.